AUUAAUCAUAAUUGAUUUGAAAUUUUAUAUUAUGAAUUGGAAUACUAUCACGUUAAUUUUAGUUAACAUUAAAAAUAAAUAAACAAAAAAUCCCAGACUCAUUGAUCUGAUAUGGAUUCUCUCAAUACCUUCGUAAUUGUCAUGCUUCUAUUCACAUUGCUUAGCUUCAGCAAUGAAGCAGCGCCUACAUACAGCUCUUAUGCCUGUGAUAAUUCCACUACUUUCGCGCCCAACAGCACCUACCAAGCCAAUAUCAAGACCCUUCUAUCCUCUCUUUCUUCAAACACCAGCAGCAGUAAGAACGGAUUUUACAACACCACAGCAGGGCAGGACCCGAAUUUGGUCUACGGAACUUUUCUUUGCCGGGGAGAUGUUUCAGCUAAUCUCUGUCAAGACUGCGUCGCCAGUGCUAGCAACGACAUAGCUCAACGCUGUCUUACGGAAAAACUGGGUGUGAUUUGGUACGAUGAGUGUACUGUGCGGUACUCUGAUCAAAACAUUUUCUCCAUCAUUCGUGAGGUGCCGGCAGUGGGUAAAAGCAGUUCAGCAAGCAUCACGGACAAAGAUCGUUUUAAUCAGUUAUUGUCAAACGUAAUGACAAGCUUAGAGAACCGAGCUGCGUAUGGUGACCAAUCGGGCAAAAGGUUUGCAGCUGGUGAAGCGAAUUUUACUAGCUCCCAAACACUGUACAGCCUAGCGCAGUGCACCCCGGAUUUAACCGAUGCACUUUGCUUCAGAUGCCUCCAGAGUGCCAUUGCUACUAUUCCAACGUGCUGUGAUGGGAAACAAGGUGCAAGAGUUUUGCUUCCAAGCUGUAAUGUCAGAUAUGAAAUGUUUCCUUUCUACCAACUCAAUGGCACCACAUCACGGGUUCCUUCACCUUCCUCACCAAACUCAACUAAAGGAAAAAGAAAGAUCUCUUCACCAGUUAUCAUCGCCAUUGUUGCUCCAAUAGUUAUCAGUUUGGUGCUUUUGGCGUUAGCUCUGUUUUUGCUGAGAAGGAGGGCAAGCAAGAAAUACGAUUCAUUACCUGAAGAAAAUGUUUCGGAAGAAAUCCCAACUUCAGAAUCCUUGAAAUUUAAUUUGGCCACAAUUGAAGCUGCAACGAACAAUUUCUCUUCGGAUAACAAGAUAGGUGAAGGUGGAUUUGGCGAGGUCUACAAGGGUAACCUAUGUAAUGGACAAGAAGUAGCCGUAAAGAGGUUAUCUAAGAGCUCUGUCCAAGGAGCAGAACAAUUCAAGAACGAGGUGGUACUGUUAGCGAAGCUACAACAUAGAAAUCUUGUGAGACUGCUGGGAUUUUGCUUGGAUGGAGAAGAAAAGCUCCUCAUUUAUGAAUACGUGCCAAACAAAAGCCUCGACUACUUUCUAUUCAACCCUGAAAAACAAGGAAAUUUGGACUGGUCAAGACGUUACAAAAUUGUUGGAGGGAUUGCUAGAGGACUUAUCUAUCUUCAUGAAGAUUCUCGACUAAGAAUCAUCCAUCGUGAUCUCAAAGCUAGUAAUGUGUUGUUGGAUGAGGAUAUGAAUGCAAAAAUUUCAGAUUUUGGCACUGCAAGGAUUUUUGGUGUGGAUCAAACUCAGGCGAACACAAGAAAAAUUGUUGGAACAUUCGGCUAUAUGUCUCCAGAAUAUGCAAUGCAUGGAAAGUUCUCUAUGAAGUCAGAUGUUUUUAGCUUUGGGGUCUUAAUACUAGAAAUUAUAAGCGGCAGAAAGAAUAGUUCCUUUUAUCAAUCAGAUGGUGCUGACGACCUCCUAAGCUAUUCUUGGAACCAUUGGACGAAUGGAACUCUUUUGGAAUUGUUGGAUUCCAAUUUAAGAGCAAACUGUUCAAGAAACGAAGUUGUUAGAUGUAUCCACAUAGGCCUGUUAUGUGUUCAGGAAGAUCCAGCAAAUAGGCCUACAAUGACAAGAGUAGGCCUCAUGCUUGACAGUUACUCUGUUUCUUUACCGUUGCCUCAGAAACCAGCGUUUUUCCUUCGUUCCAGAACUGAGUUGAAUCCACGAGCAAAGGGGCUGAAAUCAUCUGAUCAAUCUUCUAGUAAAUCAACCACGUUGUCUAUCAAUGAAGUGUCGGUUACCGAGUUAGAGCCUAGAUAGAGGAAACCAGGUUGUACAGAAUAUGUACUAUUGGCUAGUAAGUUAAAUGGAACAUGAGUACAGUUACAAAAACCCUUUUAACAGUCAUUCUGAGUUGCGGUUCAAUUAUACAACAUCAACCUUAAGCCGAAUACUAGUUUUAUGUUGUCUUACAGGGAGGACAGAGGAGCUAGCAAGCAUGAAUGCAUCCUCAAUUACUGAAUCACCCUCAUUGCCUCAUUCCCUUUCCAUUACUAAUCCAACCACCUUUAUUGUAUAAAUUUCAAGGUCUCAUGGUCUAUAUCAACUCUUGAUGAAAUUUAUGA
Theobroma umbraticum is the source of this 2405-nucleotide messenger RNA. RefSeq names its product cysteine-rich receptor-like protein kinase 25. Lineage: Eukaryota; Viridiplantae; Streptophyta; Magnoliopsida; Malvales; Malvaceae. Gene Ontology annotation, molecular function: protein serine/threonine kinase activity; ATP binding. Gene Ontology annotation, biological process: protein phosphorylation; defense response to bacterium. The record is from RefSeq and is a predicted model, not a curated record. Gene Ontology annotation, cellular component: plasma membrane.